Messenger RNA from Hippopotamus amphibius kiboko, 1915 nucleotides. RefSeq names its product regulator of MON1-CCZ1 complex-like. NCBI's taxonomy places the organism in Eukaryota, Metazoa, Chordata, Mammalia, Artiodactyla, Hippopotamidae. Gene Ontology annotation, biological process: regulation of autophagy. Gene Ontology annotation, cellular component: late endosome membrane; lysosomal membrane; Mon1-Ccz1 complex. The transcript has 2 exons. The record is from RefSeq and is a predicted model, not a curated record. Gene Ontology annotation, molecular function: protein binding.
AUGGGCGAGGAGGACUACUACCUGGAGCUGUGCGAGUGGCCGGUGCACUUCGAGAAGGCGAACCCGGUCAACUGCAUCUUCUUCGAUGAGGCCAACAAGCAGGUGUUUGCUGUUCGAUCUGGUGGAGCUACUGGCGUGGUAGUUAAAGGCCCAGAUGACAGGAAUCCCAUCUCAUUUAGAAUGGAGGACAAAGGAGAAGUGAAGUACAUUAAGUUUUCCUUGGAAAAUAAGAUCCUGGCUUUUCAGAGGACCUCAAAGACUGUGGAUUUUUCUAACUUUAUCCCGGAUAGUUUUCAGCUGGAGUACACUCAGGAGUGCAAGACCAAGAACGCCAGCAUACUAGGGUUCUGCUGGACCAGCUCUACUGAAAUUGCCUUCAUCACAGAUCAAGGAAUCGAAUUUUACCAGGUAUUACCAGAGAAACGGAAUCUGAAACUCCUAAAGAGCCAGAACAUCGAUGUGCACUGGUACACGUACUGUCCCGAGGGCACUGUGAUUCUCCUCUCCACCACGGUGCUUGGAAAUGUGCUGCAGCCUUUCUAUUUCCAGGCUGGCACUAUGUCGAAGCUGCCCAAGUUUGAGAUUGAAUUACCAGCUGCACCUAAGUCAAAUAAACUGAGCCUAUCAGAGAGAGACAUUGCCAUGGCAACGAUAUAUGGACAGCUAUACAUUCUCUUCCUGAGGCAUCAUUCCUGGACCUCCCAUAGUACCGGAGCAGAGGUAGUCCUAUAUCACCUACCACGAGAAGGUGCCUGUAAAAAGAUGCACAUACUGAAGUUAAACCGGACAGGGAAGUUUUCCCUAAACAUGGUGGACAACCUGGUGGUCGUUCACCAUCAGGACACAGAGAUGUCGGUGAUAUUUGAUAUCAAGCUGAGGGGGGAGUUCGAUGGCACCAUUACCUUCCAUCACCCGGUGCUUCCAGAUCGAUCCAUUCAGCCCUAUCAGAUUCCCGCAGCAGGUCCUGCUCCUGUGACCAGCCAGUCCCCCGUCCCGUGUAAACUCUAUUCUUCAUCCUGGAUCGUCUUUCAGCCCGACAUCAUCAUCAGCGUGAGCCAGGGUUACCUCUGGAACCUCCAAGUGAAACUUCAGCCCAUCGUAAACCUCUUGCCAGAUAAAGGAAGACUCAUGGACUUCCUCCUUCAGAGAAAGGAAUGCAAGAUGGUCAUCCUGUCAGUGUGCUCGCAGAUGCUGACAGAGUCAGACAGAUCUACGCUGCCUGUGAUAGCCACUGUUUUUGACAAACUCAACCAGGAGUAUAAAAAGUACCUGGACGCUGAGCAGAGUUACACGAUGGAGACGCCUCAUAAGUUCCUGAUAGCUGUGCUCAUGGAGUAUAUCCGCUCUCUGAACCAGUUCCAGAUCACAGUACAGCAUUAGUUACAUGAGCUUGUCAUCAAGACACUUGUCCAACACAAUCUCUUCUACACGCUACACCAGUUCCUGAAGUACCAUGUCCUUAGCGACUCGAAGCCUUUAGCUUGUCUGCUGCUGUCCCUAGAAAGCUUUUAUCCUCCAGCUCAUCAGCUGUCUCUGGACAUGUUGAAGCGACUUUCCACAGCAAAUGAUGAAAUAGUAGAAGUUCUCCUUUCCAAACACCAAGUGUUAACUGCCUUAAGGUUUAUCCGGGGUGUUGGUGGCCACGAAAGCAUUUCUGCAUGAAAAUUUUUAGAUGGUGAAAAGCAGACUGAAGAUCAUAUACUUUUCUACACUAUAUUCCGGUUUUUUGAACAGCGAAACCAGCGUUUGCGAGGGAACCCUAGUUUCACACCAGGAGAACACUGUGAAGAACAUGUUGCUUUUUUCAAACAAGUUUUUGGAGACCAAGCUCUAAUGAGGCCUACAACAUUCUGAGGUCACUUGCUAGUUUUUUUAUAUAUAUAUAAAAUGUGUACAAAGUUAAUUUAUUGCGUUA